Messenger RNA from Pteropus alecto (black flying fox), 4166 nucleotides. It is a transcript of the gene WNK4, whose product is annotated as WNK lysine deficient protein kinase 4. The record is from RefSeq and is a predicted model, not a curated record. The coding region runs from base 81 to 3803 and encodes 1240 amino acids. Lineage: Eukaryota; Metazoa; Chordata; Mammalia; Chiroptera; Pteropodidae. Gene Ontology annotation, biological process: renal sodium ion absorption; positive regulation of sodium ion transmembrane transporter activity; negative regulation of sodium ion transport. Gene Ontology annotation, cellular component: cytoplasm; cytosol. Gene Ontology annotation, molecular function: chloride channel inhibitor activity; potassium channel inhibitor activity; ATP binding. The transcript is spliced from 19 exons.
CAGUAGCUCAGCCCGAGUGCUGCGCAGCCAGCUAGUCUGCCUGUCAGGCCGCUUCCUGCCCAGCCGCCGGGCCCUUACCCAUGCUGGCACCUCCAACCCCAGAGAACGCAGUCCCCAUGUCCCAGGCGGAGGCCGACCUAGUGCUGCGGCCUCCGCCCCCUCUCGCUGCCACUGGGCCAUCCCGCCUCGGGCCCCUUCCUCGCCGGGCGCGCCGCUUCUCCGGGAAGGCUGAGCCCCGGCCGCGCUCUUCCCGACUCAGCCGCCGGAGCUCGGUCGACUUGGGGCUGCUGAGCUCGUGGUCCCAGCCAGCCUCACCCGUUCCGGAGCCCCCAGAUCCUCCGGACUCCGCUGGUCUCAUCCCGGCGAGGAGCCCACCGCCUAACUCCGAAGAGCCCCCGGAGGGCACGUGGACUGGGGCAGCCCUGGUGAAGGCUACAGACUCUGAGCAUCCGGAGCUCGCAUGCUCCGUGGGAUGCCCGGGGUCCCGGGAUCCGCCGAGGGCCCCCGAAGCCGCGGCCCAGGAGAGGCGACGAGAGCAGGAGGAAAAGGAGGACAUGGAGACCCAGGCUGUGGCAACGUCUCCGGACGGCCGAUAUCUCAAGUUUGACAUCGAGAUUGGACGUGGCUCAUUCAAGACGGUGUAUCGAGGGCUGGACACUGACACCACAGUGGAGGUGGCCUGGUGUGAGCUGCAGACUCGGAAACUGUCUCGAGCCGAGCGGCAGCGAUUUUCAGAGGAGGUGGAGAUGCUCAAGGGGCUGCAGCACCCCAACAUUGUCCGCUUCUAUGACUCGUGGAAGUCGGUGCUGAGGGGCCAGGUUUGCAUCGUGCUGGUCACGGAACUCAUGACCUCGGGCACACUCAAGACAUACCUGAGGAGGUUCCGUGAGAUGAAGCCCCGAGUCCUUCAGCGCUGGAGCCGCCAAAUUCUACGGGGGCUUCAUUUCCUACACUCCCGGGUACCCCCCAUCCUGCACCGAGAUCUCAAGUGCGACAACGUCUUUAUCACGGGCCCUACGGGCUCUGUCAAGAUCGGGGACCUGGGCCUUGCCACACUCAAGCGUGCCUCCUUUGCCAAGAGUGUCAUCGGGACCCCGGAAUUCAUGGCUCCAGAGAUGUAUGAGGAAAAGUACGAUGAGGCCGUGGAUGUGUACGCAUUUGGCAUGUGCAUGCUGGAGAUGGCUACCUCCGAGUACCCUUACUCAGAGUGCCAGAAUGCCGCGCAAAUCUACCGCAAGGUCACCUCGGGCACAAAGCCAAACAGCUUUUACAAGGUGAAGAUGCCCGAAGUGAAGGAGAUCAUUGAAGGCUGCAUCAGAACGGAUAAGAACGAGAGGUUCACCAUUCAGGACCUUCUGGCUCACGCUUUCUUCCGCGAAGAGCGUGGUGUGCAUGUGGAGCUGGCAGAGGAGGACGAUGGUGAGAAGCCGGACCUCAAGCUCUGGCUGCGCAUGGAGGAUGCGCGGCGAGGGGGGCGCCCACGGGACAACCAGGCUAUUGAGUUUCUGUUCCAGCUAGGCCGGGAUGCGGCUGAGGAAGUGGCGCAGGAAAUGGUUGCCCUGGGCUUAGUCUGUGAAGCUGAUUACCAGCCAGUGGCCCGUGCAGUACGUGAACGGGUGGCCGCUAUCCAGCGAAAGCGUGAGAAGCUGCGUAAAGCUAGGGAGUUGGAGGCCCUCCCUCCUGCACCAGAACCCCAGCCAGCAUCUGUCCCCAUGGCUCCUGGUCUCCCCAGUGCCUUUCCCCAUGAGCCUGAGGAGCCAGAGGCAGACCAGCACCAGCUCUUCCUCUUCCGCCAUGCCAGCUACUCAUCUACCACCUCGGAUUGCGAGACUGAUGGCUACCUCAGCUCUUCUGGCUUCCUGGAUGCCUCAGACCCUGCCCUUCAGGCCCCUAAGGGGGUGCCGUCCAGCCCUGCUGAGUCCCAUCUCUGCCUGCCCUCGGCUUUUGCCCUAUCCAUUCCACGUUCUGGCCCUGGCAGUGACUUUAGCCCUGGAGACAACCAUGCCUCGGAUGUAGCAUCAGGCCUUAGUGAAAUGGGUGAAGGGAUGGGACGGAUGAGGAGACCCCCAGGGAGAAAUCUCCGGCGCAGACCCCGAUCCCGGCUUCGGGUCACUAGUGUCUCAGACCAGAAUGACAGAGUGGUUGAGUGCCAGCUACAGACACACAACAGCAAGAUGGUGACCUUCCGAUUUGAUCUGGAUGGCGACAGCCCGGAAGAGAUUGCAGCUGCCAUGGUAUAUAACGAGUUCAUUCUGCCUUCGGAGCGAGCUGGAUUCCUGAGCCGGAUUCGGGAGAUUAUCCAGCGAGUGGAGACCCUGUUGAAGAGAGAUACUGGCCCUGUGGAGGCUGCUGAAGACCCCCUGGGACCCCAGGAGGAGCCAGCACCAUUGCCUGCCCUCUUGGGCCCCUUCCCCAACCCAUCCAGUGCAGAGCUUCAGAGCAGCACCUCCCUGGAGCAGAGCAGCUGGGCAGCCUUCUCCACACCUCCAUCUUCUCCUGGGACCCCCUUGUCUCCUGGAAACCCAUUUUCUCCCGGAACCUCUGUUUUCCCAAGUCCCAUCUUCCCUAUCACUUAUCCCCCAUGUCAUACCAGCUCCUCCCCAUUCUCCCCAAUUUCUUCCCAGGCCUCAAAUCUCUCUUCAUACACCCCCAGCUCUCCACUUCUGUUCUCCCCCGGUGCAUCCCCGUUUCCAAUCCCGUCCUCUCAGUUUUCACAGAGUUCUCUCCUCCCUAGUUCUCCACCCAUCUUCUCUCCCAGUUCUCAGGUCACUCUUAUGCCUCCUUCCUUUCCUCCAUGCCCCUCUGCUUCUCCCCUCCCCUCCCCCACAGCAGGCCCUCUCCUGUCUCUGGCUAGUGCCUUCUCACUGGCUGUGAUGACUGUGGCCCAGUCCCUGCUGUCCCCCUCACCUGGACUCCUUUCUCAGUCUCCUCGAGCCUCUCCUGGUCCCUUACCAAGCCUGCCCCCUCCCAUUCCCCUUGCUCCUUGUGGCCAGGAGAGGCCUUCAGCUUUGACAGCUGAGAUGGAGAGUGAGGCCUCCCCAAAUCCUGCUCGGCCACUCCUGAGUGAAGCCAGACUGGCGCCUAUCUCUGAAGAGGGAAAGCCCCAGCUUGUUGGGCGUUUCCAGGUGACUUCACCCAAAGAACCAGCUGAGCCUCUUCCCCUGCAACCAACAUCCCCAACUCUCUCUGAUUCCCUGAAGCCUCCAACCCCUCAGCUGACCUCAGAGAGCUCAGAUACAGAGGAUAGUGCUGGAGGCGGGCCAGAGGCCAGGGAGGCUCUGGCUGAGAGUGACCGUGCAGCUGAGGGCUUGGGGGCUGGAGCUGAGGAGGAAGGGGACAGUGGGAAGGAACCCCGAGUGGUGGACAGCCCUCCACCCCUGAGCCAUCCCAACUCAGUAUGGAUGAACUACUCCUACAGCAGCCUGUGUCUGAGUAGUGAGGAAUCAGAGAGCAGUGGGGAGGAUGAGGAAUUCUGGGCUGAGCUGCAGAGUCUUCGACAAAAGCAUUUGUCAGAGGUGGAGGCACUACAGACACUACAGAAAAAGGAAAUUGAGGACUUGUACAGCAGGCUUGGGAAGCAGCCCCCACCAGGCAUCGUGGCUCCAGCUGCUAUGCUGUCCAGCCGCCAGCGCCGCAUCUCCAAGGGCAGCUUCCCCACCUCCCGACGCAACAGCCUGCAGCGCUCUGAACCCCCAGGCCCUGGCAUCAUACGAAGGAACUCCCUGAGUGGCAGCAGCACCGGCUCCCAGGAGCAGCGGGCAAGCAAGGGGGUGACAUUCGCCGGGGAUGUUGGCAGGAUGUGAAUUCAGAACAGAAGCCACGUGUCUCCCCCACACCAGGGCCCACCAUGGAGCUUGUGCUCUCAGAAUCUGCUGACCGACACAACUCUGCAAGAAAGACCUCGACACUGAGGGAAUAAAAGGCCAGAGGGGCAUGGAGAGUAUUGUUCCAUUACAGGGAAGGGCCAAAUGUGGGAACUAUUUGCUGGGUGUAGAAGGUGUAAAGUCUGCAGCCUACCAUCUGCAUCCUUGCCGCCUCCCAGCCAAGAGCCAACCACUAAGCAGUCCCACCCAAGCACAGAUGUUUCUAGAGGGCACACUCCCAGCUGGGCCAGUGGAGGGGGACACUAGAAUUAGCAGCAGCUAAUAAAAAUGCGGGAAUUAGGA